AUGUCUUAUAUACAUAUCAAUCAUGAAGUUGUUGGAAUAUACUCUCCAUUAUUAUUAAAUGUUAUUAAAGCACAACUUAAUAAUGAUGAAGUUGGACUUCUUUUAAGUCCUCCUUGUAAACUUGAUUUACCAAUUGAAGAGUUGAUUUCACCUGGAAACAACAAAGAAAACCUUCCAACCAAGUCUCAGAACGCUUUUAUAUUGUAUCGAAACAAUAAUAGAAAAUCUCCUGCUAUAGCUAAAGUUGCUUGGGAUGAAGAAUUGGAUAAAGUAAAGCCAUACUUUAAAAUAUUAGAGAAACUGGCUGCUACAAAAUUUAAUUUAAUUAAUUGUGUAAUUCCAUCACAAUCAUUACUACCUUAUCAGUUUUCUUCUCCUUGCACGAGCAAUGAUACAAAUCCAUCGUCUUCCACUUGUUCCAAUUUAUCCACUUCUUUAUCUCCACAUUUCGCUCCACCUCAUUUUAAUAUUAAUUAUAACAAUUCACCUAUAUCUUCCUCUUCUUGCACGAACAAUAAUACAAAUCUAUCAUCUUCCACUUGUUCCAAUUUAUCCACUUCUUUAUCUCCAUAUUCCACUCCAUAUCAUCCUAAUAUUAAUUAUAACAAUUCACCUAAUCUAUCUUCCUCUUCUUGGACGAAAGAUUCAUCUUCUUCUUGCAUUCCUAAUUCUUCCUAUCCACAAAAUAACAAGUUAACUCAAGCCACCCAAUCAAAUAGUACUACUAAAAAUGCAACUCAACCAUCACAAGUAGUUGUCCCGGAAUAUGUUUUUGAUCCUUAUCACGCGGAUGAUGGUGGUAUUUCUUAUGAUAACAUCAUGCAAAAAGCCGCCGAUUUUCAAGAAGUUCAAAAAGGAACGAAAUCUAAUAACUGGGACUGGAUGAGUUUGAAUGCUAAUGUUGAGAAAAUAAAUAAAGAAAUGGAACAGUCACAAAUAAAUCAGCAGCAACAGUACAAACAAAUCGAUUAUACCAGCGACAGAUACACCGACAUCAAAGGCAGCAACAACGAAUACAAUCAUAUCAACAACAGUUACAUCAACGUCCGACAACAACCAAACCCAAAUCAAACUUGA
Messenger RNA from Entrophospora candida, 1077 nucleotides. Lineage: Eukaryota; Fungi; Glomeromycota; Glomeromycetes; Entrophosporales; Entrophosporaceae. The record is from the annotation of a GenBank genome assembly.